AUGGUUGUUCCUCAUGCCCUCACCCUGUCACCCGCUCAUCAUCGAUCCUCCGAUCGCCUACUAGCCCACCUGUCAUCGGCUCGUCGGCUACUCAACUCGCACUCGCUCCCUCGUAUCCCCGCACACAUCUCCUUCUCCGGCGCUCCCGAUCGAACAAGGGCAACAUCGCCACCGGCACCACUCGUAUCGGGCAGCCUUUUCAUCGCCGCCAUCUACGACUACAGACACCUUUCUGAUUAA
Lactuca virosa is the source of this 240-nucleotide messenger RNA. NCBI's taxonomy places the organism in Eukaryota, Viridiplantae, Streptophyta, Magnoliopsida, Asterales, Asteraceae. The record is from the annotation of a GenBank genome assembly.